UUGCACCGUUAGUCAACCUCCGACCACUGUAGGCGCGGAGCCUGAACGUGGUUCUUCUGUGCGCAUAAGGCUGGCUUUCGUAACCUAAUGGCGGCCGCUUCUGCUGUCGCUAACAGGCGCUGGCCUAGUAGCUUAGGGUAGCUCGAUGGGACCUUAUAAAUCACGCGAAAAGCUUCGUUGGGGUCCACACGAUGUCCCACAGCCCCACACCCCGCCUGUGUUUUAAGGAGAACUUUUAUAAAUUUCUCUUAUCGCUGACAUGUUUGACUUCUACCCCGUUUCUAUAUAACUGUACUGCCCCGAUGAGAAUUUAUCGAAAGCUACGUAUGCUCGCCACGUCGUCUUCUGAUUACUGCUAUGGGAAUUUUCGCAACUCUAAAACUGUAAUCGUUGAAUGAACGCGAGUACGGCGACUCGCUCUUUGAUAAGCACUUAAGCAUGUUGGCCUGUCUAGUACGAACAAGGGAGGCAAGUUGAAGGGUCUGAGGGGGAGGAGGAGGAGGAGGAGGAGGAGGAGGAGGAGGAGGAGGAGGAAGAAGAAGAAGAAGAAGAAGAAGAAGAAGAAGAAGAAGAAGAAGAAGAAGAAGAAGAAGAAGAAGAAGAAGAAGAAGAAGAAGAAGAAGAAGAAGAAGAAGAAGAAGCGGGGGAGAAGGAGAAGGGGGAGAAGGAAGCGAGCAGGCAGACAAUUCAAAAUGACAGAUAG
Spirometra erinaceieuropaei is the source of this 703-nucleotide messenger RNA. The record is from the annotation of a GenBank genome assembly. NCBI's taxonomy places the organism in Eukaryota, Metazoa, Platyhelminthes, Cestoda, Diphyllobothriidea, Diphyllobothriidae.